This is a messenger RNA of Lepisosteus oculatus (spotted gar), 2591 nucleotides long. RefSeq names its product GrpE-like 1, mitochondrial (gene grpel1). Gene Ontology annotation, molecular function: protein homodimerization activity; adenyl-nucleotide exchange factor activity; protein-folding chaperone binding. Gene Ontology annotation, biological process: protein folding; protein import into mitochondrial matrix. Lineage: Eukaryota; Metazoa; Chordata; Actinopteri; Semionotiformes; Lepisosteidae. The record is from RefSeq and is a predicted model, not a curated record. Gene Ontology annotation, cellular component: PAM complex, Tim23 associated import motor.
GCAGCAGGUUACUGUGUCCCCCCGGCGUGUGCGCUGUAGAUAAGUGACAAUGGCGAGCUGGUGUGCAAGAGCAGCAAGACAGUGCUAUUCUGUUAUAGCAUCGCCUGGCCUCAUAAGGGCUUCCCCAAGACUGCUUUGCACUGCUGCCCAGCAGAAGAGCAAUGGGCAGAGCACAGAGGAGGAGCAGGGCGGGGGGCAGCACGCUCAGCAGACCCCAGCCGAGAAGGCGCUGGCAGAGGAGAAGAGUCAGCUUGAAGAGCAGCUGAAAGAGAUCACCGACAAGUACAAGAGGGCCCUUGCAGACACCGAAAACCUAAGGCAGAGGAGCCAGAAAAUGGUGGAAGAAGCUAAAUUAUAUGGUAUUCAAGGAUUCUGCAAAGACCUACUAGAAGUUGCUGACAUUCUGGAAAAGGCGACAGUGAGUGUCCCCAAAGAGGAGGUGACUCCAGAGAAUCCUCACCUGAAGAGUCUGUAUGAAGGGCUGGUCAUGACAGAGGUCCAGAUUCAGAAAGUGUUUGCCAAGCAUGGUUUGGUCAAGCUUAACCCUGCGGGGCAGAAGUUUGACCCCUAUGAACAUGAAGCUCUCUUCCAUGCCUUUGUGGAGGGGAAGGAACCGGGCACAGUAACCAUGGUUACGAAAGUGGGAUACAAGCUGCAUGGGCGCACUCUGAGGCCUGCGUUGGUGGGUGUUGCAAAAGCACCAUAACAGAAUUUGUAAAAAGAAUGUAUUUGGUGGGUAACGGAUUGGGGUUUUUGUUCAAAUUCAAAGUAUCUUUGGACUUGAUUUUUGAACAGCAUGUAAUUGAAAAAACUUGUAACCUAAAAUGAAACUCUUAAUCUGUUUGAUUCCCCCCACUGUGUUACAAGUUAUGCAUUUCUGCUCGACAAUAUAUUUUUCUAAAUGCAGAUGAACCUUGUUUUCAUAUUUUGAAUAGCCUAUCAUAAUUGUCUCCUCGCGUUUUAGCAGCCCAAAGGAAGCUAAACCCGUUAACCACAAAAAAAACUACAAGAAAUCAGGUUAAUGUCUCAUAGUUUGAAUUUCUUUUGUAAACAUGUACAAUGUAUGUAAGCGCUCUUUGCAGCAUUUUCAGGUUUAUUCCACGUUAUAACACUUUCUUAAUAAAAAAAAUAGCUUACAAAACCUUGGCUUUGAGAAGAAACUGAGGGAGUUAAAGUUUGAAGUGUUUUCAUUUUUUUUUAAACAAAGGAGUUUUUGUUAGGAAGAAGAGAAAGUUAAGCAGAAAAGUGAGGAUAGAGGGUAAACAAAAUCAGAGGUGGGGAGGGAGGGAGGGAAACAUUAGGAAUGGCAACCUUAAGGGUUGUAGGUGUCUGCGGUAAAAUGUCCAUUGAACUUCAUCAGACAGUGUUAUGAAGAGAGAUGCAAAAAUUGCAUUAGCAUUUGUAAAGGCCACAGCUGCAGGUGUGUGCCUUUGAACCAACAUUCGGGGGGAACUAAAGGUGUCACAGAAGGCCAAGGAAUUGCGAGGUUUCUGAAAUGAUGUCCCAGCCUGCUAGAUGCAAAAAAAAAAUAGCAUGGCGAUGAAGAAAACUGCCUCAGUAUGAAUUAAAAAACACUUAGUUCAGGCACAGAGAUAUGUAUUUCAGGAGCUGUCUAUUACCUUUGGAAGGGUGUUUCCAUUCCUUUUCCUCAGGUUGUUGAAGCCUUUUUGAUCUGUGCUAACUCUUAUCCAUUGUUUUCACCUGUUAAUGUGUUUGAAGUUAAUUGUAACACCGCAGGGUAUGGCAACUAUACUUAGGUGCAUAUAAUAUUGCUAAGUUAACUCUUUUAUCACCUGCUUUGUCUUUUGGGCCUCAUUACUGAAAAAAACUAGGUAAUCAGAACUUCAUAUGAGAAAACAUGUUGACAGUACACACCAUGUACUUACCUAAUAAUGUUCUCUCUAGUGAGAUUAUAUGAUGAUAAUACAUACAAUUCCAUUUUCAAAUCUAAAUAUUUUAAUAUUCAUAUUUUUAUUUUCUACAACACUGCCCACUGGCACUUCACAUAUUUCAUGAAACCUUGAAUUUCCGUCCACCAAUUAGGAUUUCGCUGGACAGGAACCUUAGUGAUUGGAAGAUAAAUUACAUCUUAUUAAAAGCAAACACUAGUCUUGUUGCAAACAUUCCAAUGUAUUAUUUCAUUCCAUAUCUUGGUAGGGUUCUGCACCUGAAUGGUUCCAAUAGGAUCUUUGAAAUUUUGAAAUUAUUCUUGCACUCAUUCCUGUGACAAGUGCAGCUGGAUGCCAUCGUACAUGUCUGUGAAUCUUUUCACUAUACAGUAUUAGUAAAUUCUUUAACCAUACUAAUAAUAUUACAGAAUAAUCUAGGGAAAAGAGCUGCUGUGUUUUUGUUUCCUGUCAAUGUUUUAUGUUUUUUAUUCAGUUAUACAUUCAUGGUAAUUUGAGUUUUAUGCUACUGGAACAUAAAUGUUUAGUUCUAUAAAUAUUUGUACAAUAUUUAGUUUUACUCUUAUCAUGCAUUUGAAGGUAAUCUGUGUACAAUGUUCCCAUUCAAAUUCUGUUCUGUCUUUACUGUAUAGUCUAAUUUUCGGCAACAAUUCCCAACAUAAAUUAAAAACCCACUAAAAUAUU